Dunckerocampus dactyliophorus (ringed pipefish) is the source of this 10691-nucleotide messenger RNA. It is a transcript of the gene fem1a, whose product is annotated as fem-1 homolog a. The transcript has a single exon. NCBI's taxonomy places the organism in Eukaryota, Metazoa, Chordata, Actinopteri, Syngnathiformes, Syngnathidae. Bases 169 to 2022 code for a protein of 617 amino acids. The record is from RefSeq and is a predicted model, not a curated record. Gene Ontology annotation, molecular function: protein binding.
CAAACGCCAUCUUGACAGCACCCUCAAAAUGGAAGAAAGAUGAGCGCUAGAACACAAACCCGAACUAAGGUCGCUUGUCCGAGCUUGUUAAAGCCACCCUUACAUGUUAGGUGGUAAACAAGUGGUUAUGGGGUUGAUGUCCAGUGAGGCAGCACGGAGCCUUUAACAAUGGACAUAACUACGGCGGUGUUCAACGCGGCCAGAGAUGGUAAGCUGAAACUUAUCCAGAAGUUGCUGAGCAACAAAACUCCCGAAGAGCUUGAAGCUUUAGCCGAGGGGAAAACACAGGGAGGCACCGCUCUCUUGAUAUCAUCGCGAUAUGGACAUUUAGAGGUUGUAGACUAUCUCCUUGAACAUUGUAAAGCCAAUGUUGAACUCGGGGGCUCGGUGAACUUUGAUGGCGAGACUAUCGAAGGAGCUCCGCCGCUGUGGGCGGCUUCGGCAGCCGGUCACCUCCUAGUGGUUAAAACGCUUUUAAAACAUGGCGCCUCUGUGAACAAUGCAACGCUAACUAACUCCACUCCGCUACGGGCUGCCUGCUUCGACGGCCACUUGGAAAUUGUCCGCUACCUGGUGGAGCAUAGAGCUGACAUGGAGGUCGCCAAUAGGCACGGCCACACCUGCCUUAUGAUCUCUUGCUACAAGGGCCACAAGGAGAUAGCUAAGUUCCUACUAGACCGUGGGGCUGAUGUCAACCGUAAGAGCGUCAAAGGGAACACUGCCCUCCACGACUGUGCCGAGUCUGGAAGCCUGGACAUCAUGAAGAUGUUGCUCAAGUGCAACGCCCGCAUGGAGAGAGAUGGUUAUGGAAUGACCCCACUCCUAGCUGCAAGUGUUACAGGACACACCAACAUUGUGGAGUACCUUGCCCACCAGCCCCGCACUUCCAGAGAAGAGCGAAUAGAUGCCCUUGAACUUCUCGGGGCCACCUUUGUUGACAAGAAGAGGGAUCUGUUGGGAGCGAUGAAGUACUGGAGACGUGCUAUGGAGUUGAGGCAGCCAGGGGAUAAAGCGGGAUCCUUGACCAAGCCCCCACCUGGGCCACCCAUUCCAGCCUAUGGCUGUGCACAGGAGGUGAACAGUGCAGAGGAACUGGAGGCUCUGAUCACAGACCCUGAUGAGAUGAGGAUGCAGGCCUUGUUGGUUCGUGAACGGAUCCUGGGACCAUCCCACCCAGACACCUCCUAUUACAUCCGCUACAGAGGGGCCGUCUACGCUGACUCUGGAAAUUUUGAAAGAUGCAUAAGCCUGUGGAAAUACGCUUUAGAUAUGCAGCAGAGCAACCUGGACCCACUCAGCCCCAUGACCGCCUCAAGUUUCCUGUCCUUUGCAGAGCUCUUCUCCUUUGUCCUACAAGACCGUGCGAAGGGCACCCUGUCCACACGCAUCACCUUCCAUGAUCUGAUGACUGUGUUGGGUAAAAGCGUGCGAGAGGUAGAGCGAGCUGUGGCACAGAGGGACAACCCACCGGAGGCUCCUCAGUUCACCAAGGCACUUGCCAUCAUCCUCCACCUCAUCUUUCUGCUGGAGAAGCUGGAGUGCAACCCCGAGCAGGAGCACCAGAAGAAACACACGGUCUACCGCCUAUUGAAGCUGAAUCCUCGCGGUCGUUCCGGCUUCACGCCGCUUCACAUGGCUGUGGACAAGGAGACCACGUCAGUGGGACGCUACCCCGUCGGCCGCUUCCCCUCCCAGGCGGUGGCGUCAGUGCUACUGGAGUGCGGCGCCGAUGUCGACUCAAGGGACUGUGAGAACAACACUCCACUGCACAUCGCUGCCUGCAAUGGCUGCCCAGAGAUCAUGGCGCUUCUCAUGAAGGCCGGGGCGCACUUUGAUGCCACCAAUGCACAGAGGAAGACAGCCUAUGAGCUGUUAGAUGAGCACAAUAUUGGACACCCGGCUCUCCUCCCGCUCAACUACAUCACCCUUCAGUGCCUGGCGGCCCGUGCAGUUGAAAAGAACAGACUUCCUUACAGGGGACUCAUCUCUGAGGAGAUGGAAGCUUUUAUUGAGCUGCACUGACCUCCAUCACUGACCCCUGACUGUAUUACUCUUCCUCUUGACCUCAUACUUUGCUUGCUUGCUUCACUCCUGGAACCGUUACAGUGGUACCUCGGUUUUCGUUAUUUCCAGUGAUAACAGAAUAUAUUUUUCCAUUAGGAAAUAAUGUAAAUCUGUUGCAGAUACCCAAAAUAUUAACAAUAAAUACAAUUUGAUUAAUUAUAAUUCUGAAUUCAGAAAACAAUGUGAAAUAAUUAUGAUGAAUGAAAUGGAUAAAUGAACAUUUAACAUCACUUUUACCUUUCAUUGAGGACUCUUGUUUGCAAAGACGGCAGGGAGCGUAGAGGGAGGAGAACAGGGGAGAGAGGAUGGGAUCCACACCAACAACAACUUUUUCAACAUCUUUGAUCAUUUGUGGUAUCUGUUUCAUUUACACCUUAGCCCUUUUGCAAUGUUAGCUUCCUUGAAUUCUUAUUUAUUUGCCAGGAUGGAACUUAUUGUUGAUGCGACAAACGGAUUUAUGUAACAUUCUCAUUUUAUUUUGCCAAAUGAGUGUGCCUUACAGGAUAUCUUAGUAUUGUGUAAGCUUACUGCAAAAUUUGGUGUUGGGUGUGUGAUCCAAGAUGGUCGAAUAAACAAGCAAUCUGUAUUAAUAUUACAAGUUUCAACAUACCUAAAUUCAACAGUUUGUUACACGUAAUAUUGUACGAUAAUUUGAGACUAUGUACGAGAACCACCACAAAGGAAACAUUUUUGCAGAAAAUGGGGGCAUUCGAAAACCGAGGUUUAACUGUACUUUGAUCCCACCUUAGGCCAGCAUUUAGAAUUGACACCUUCCAAAAUUAACAGUAUGCUUGUAUUUAAAUUGUUUUAUGGAGUGACUGACAACAUCUGGUCAAAUAUGAUGCAUGAAAAAGACAAUUUGAGUACGCUUGCUUGUCCAAAGUAUUCACAGUUGAUUAUUCACUAAACCUAAUCAGCCUCACUUGCUUGUAUUUUUUGUUUUUGGUUGGGUUUCUGCUUUAACAUGUUUUGUCUGCUUGGGAAGUUGUUAAGCGCACUGUACCAAAUGCCAACAAAAGGAGUUAUUUCCUUUGCUAUGUAAAGCCACUAACAUAUCAAUCCAACUUUGACAUAAACCCAAAACUUAAAAAGUUACUUUUUAGACAGGGUAUUCCUCAGGUUAUUUUGAGAGACACCAUUUACAUUUUUACACUGAGGUCAGGCUGUCAAGUUACUGAAGCAAAGUAUCACUGUGAACAGAUUGGAUUUAAGGUUACUUCUCAUUUGCUUCUUUGACAUGGGAGCUGCUUUUUAGACAACGGAUUUAUAUCUUCUGAUUCCAAAUGUUUCCUUGAAAUGCCUUAAUGUCCAAACCAUAUAUGUGGCCAUCUAAAAACACGACAACAUUUUACAACAACUUCUCAACUCAAAAUCCACUUUAACCUCGGACGCUGUUGGAAUUGAUGGCUUUGUGGCCACGCGCAUUAUAGUCUUAUUUUAAAUAGUUUCUCUUUUGUGUUAUCUUGAAUAUUUGCUAUGUGUUUAUGUUGUAAACCACAUUAAAUGCAGAUGCAGAUGCUUGCAAUUAACUACUUACAUUCAGGCUAUGAAGUGCCGCUGCCUUUCUCUUUCUCUGCUGGUUUGUUUCAGCGCUGAUAUGAACAUUGUGUGUGUGUGUGUGUGUGUGUGUGUGUGUGUGUGUGUGUGGCAGCAUGACCUGUGUAUGGCGCUUGUUUCUUUAUUUCCUUUUUGUCUUUGUGUAAAAUAUCUUGCGUGGAGCUCGUUUUGGAUCUUGGCCUGCGUAAUUUCUUUCCUCUGUAGUAGGAUCUUGUUAUGCAUUUGUUGUAGAUGGCUUAAAUCAUCAUCAUGGCCAUAAAGUUCUUAUUAGAACAUUAGAAACUAAUUUCAAGUGCACGUCAUAGCUUUACCAAAAAGCUUCAGCUUGCUCACUUAAACUGCGGUAUACAGAAAUAAAGAAUAACAGAAACUUGAUCUUUGCAAGUCGUGUGCUCAUAGUAUAAAUAGAGUGGAAAGAGUGUCACUGCUGCAGGGCAGCGGGAGAGACAGGGUGUUUGCUUUUCUAAUUUUAGGGAUCUUUUGCCCUCGCAUCAACUCUGAAAAUGGGAAUAGUGUCACACUUCUCACUCGGGGAGGUCAGGGGGUGACUGGGAGUGACGGCACUGUGUCAACACAGGCAGGCGCCCUUUAUUGUGUAAGGAGUGACAGACACUGUCAACUCAUUUGUCCCAGAAAGUUAAAAAAGGGUUGUAAUCUUGUUUUAAUGACUUGCCGUUGUGGCUGUUCAGGUAACUAGUUCAGGUGUCAUGUUGGCACCAGCUGGUGUCCACUAUUUUGUUAAAACAUAUGACCUCUGACACUUCCUGCAGCGAAUACCAGGUGGUUGUGCUCAUCAUGAAAUUUAGACAGUGUUUUAUAUUAAUUACAACCCUUCUAUGAAACAUUGUAUUAUAAUUUAGUCACUAACAUGUAGGCUUGUUGUAGUGGUUUGUAAAGUAUCAUAACGACGUCUCUCCACUAGAUGUCGCACUCAUCAACGCAUUAUAUUUAGCCAUGUCUUAUUCCAAACAAUUAGCUCAUCAUAUAUCACGUCACAAUUGGCUCAGUUAAUAUUUUUCCGUCUCUCUUAAAGCAACAGCACAAUCACAUGAACUGGAGUAUUAAUAUUUGUAUGUAUUUGGAUGUAAUUCUGCUGUACAAAGACUUUAAUACUGAGUGUCACAACAUCUCAGUGUCAGAUGUCGCUUUUUUUUCUUGUGACCUAUAUUCAAGACUCAACCUCCAAUAAGCAGAGCUAGCAUUUCUUUCACCUAUAUGAUAUUUUUACGCUGAACCAUUAACAUUUGUUGAUUUUAUUGUUACUUUAAUAUAAAGAUCAAAAUAACAUGGUGCUACAACAGCUGUUUAGAUGAAAGUGACUAUAUUCAACAAUUAGGGCUGUCAGUAAAACCGCGGAAACUCAUUUAUUUAAUUAAUUACGGUACAUUUUUUUUGUGUAAUUAACGCAUUUGCACCAGAGCAAGCACGCCUCUGUUAUGUAGAUCCGUCAUCAUAAGCACAGUUGAGCAUCCCCACACAGUAACACAGUCUGACACUCUUUUCUAACUUCAUUCUGACCUGAACACAUCAACGGUACAAUUCCAACACCAUGGAGUUGUAUGUACCGUACCUUUUGGUCCAGGGAACUACAUUUCCUCAUUGUCAAGAGCGCGAGAUGCAUUCAGGGACACUCUGAACAUCACAAAUACGGCUUUAUAACGCGCUUGUGUAAAUAACCAGGAAGAUGAAGAAAAACAUGAAGUGGAUAUUCUUAGUGUUGUACAAUUUGCUACAUUUAAGUAUGCUGGAAAAUACACUGAAAACAAGUACAUUUACCUUAAAUUGCGUGAUGUCAUUGCGCGCAACCCGUCAUUGCUCAUAAUAACACGGUUUAAAGUGUGAUUCAAUGUUCUGCUACUAUGAAAAAGACCAUCCAUCCAUCUUCUAUGCCGCUUAUCCUCACUAGGGUCGCAGGUAAGCUGGUGCCUAUCCCAGCUGACUUUGGGCGAGAGGCGGGGUACACCCUGGACUGGUCGCCAGGCAAUCACAGAUGAAAGAGUAGUUUUAGACAAAUAGAUUUGUAGGCUUGUGUGGUAUCUUUAAGCUUGAGGCAAGUUUAUAGAGCACAAUUCAUACACAAGGUAAUUCAAAGUGCUUUACAGAAAAGAAGGGUAAAAUCACUUCAUAAAAUCAUUCAACAAAACAUAAAAUCAUUCUAAAAUCAUUACAAAACGUUCCAUAAAUCAUUUCAUAAACCAAAAAAAAGAUUAAAAAAAUUAAGAGUGCAGAUAAAGUACUUUCAGGUGUCUUAUGCAUGCUAACACUUUACAAUCAGGUACACAAAAUUACAGUAGGUAAUGAGGAAGGAACCUACCUAACUCUAACCCUAACCACUACUCAUUAGUUAGUCCAGGGGUGGGCAAACUACGGCCCGGGGGCCGCAUGUGGCCCGCCAAGCAUUUGAAUCCGGCCCGCCAGUUGCUUCCCAAGUAAAGUAAGCUGGAAACAUGACUUGCUAGUAGUCAGAGUCAAUCUGAGACAACCUUUUGAUGGUUGAAGUAGCUUUUCACAUGCAGCAAUCCAGACAACUACCCCACCCACAGUGUCAAGCAAACACAAGUAAAGAAAAUUGUGUCACACAACUUAACCAUACCCACUGCACUGUCUGGGAGGUAAAAAAAAGGGACAUUCACAUACUCUUUAAUAGUCAUUGUUUUAGCAUUCAUAGUUCAUAUUGUAUAUCACAUCCUUUUAUUCAUGUACAUUCCGGGUGUCUCAGUAAAAAACACUCAGUAAAAAAAAAAAAAAAAAAAAACUGUAAAAUUUAAUUUUGUUAUUUGAUAUGGUUUGAUAUUUAAAGUGCUCCUGAAAAAAGGGACACAAGCACAUACCUAUAGCAGAUUGUAUGACACUAUAAUUCCAGCUGGACUGUUAGAAUUGUAAGCGUAAAAUAGAGUGCAUGUAUCAAAUAUAUAGUCUGGCCCCCCGGCCAAUUUUGUUAACUCCAUGCGGCCCGCGAGUCAAAAAGUUUGCCCACCCCUGAGUUAGUCAUUAGUUCCUCAGUAACUACUCAAAAUUUUUGUGCCUUAGUUCCUCAGUAACUACUCAUUAGUUCUUCAUUAGUUUGUCAGUAACUAGUCUAAAUGUUUGUGCCUUAGUCAUUAGUUCCUCAGUAACUACUGUAUUUUUGUGUACCUUUUUAUUGUAAAAUGUUACCGUAUGCACAGUUGAAUGAAAGUGUUUUCAGCUCAGAUUUGAACGUUGCCAAGUUGAGGAUUGUCGCACAUCUUCUGGAACAUUGUUUCAGAUUUUGGCAGCAUAAAACUGAAACGCAACCUCACCGUGUUUGGUCCUGACUCUGGGCACACGUAGGAGACCACUCCCUGAGUGAUCAUGAUUAAUUAAUUUAAAAACUGAUUAAUCUGAUGAAAAUGUUUAAUCAUUUGAUAGCCCUAAUAACAAAAUCACCAAUUGUUAAAGGUUUUUUUGCAUCCCUAUCCCUAUAUUUUCUAAACAGAUGCUUUUUAAAUUUGAAGUAAUUACUUCCUGAAUGGGAUGGUAAAACAUUAUACACAGCCCAACAUGUAGCUUCUAAAUAAUGAUUAAGUAACAUGUGAAAAAAAUGUGAAUAUCAUGAAAAAAUUUGGUAUUUUGUCACUCAUUUCAGAAAGUGAAACCCAUAUACAGUAUUAUAGUAUAGAGAAUCUAAUAUAAGAUAUUAUAGAAUCUUACUUAGCGUCAUUAAUCCAUUCCAGAAGAUCAGAUUCUAACCGAAACACUGAUCAGUUUUUCCCAUCAGAAAUAAUGUAAAUUUAAUUAAUCUGUUCCAGAAAGCAAAAUCCAAAAUAUUACAAAAGACACAUUUUAAUAGUUUUACAAUUAUAAUUUUGCAUGCAGAUAACAAUUUGAAAUGCAUAUAAAUGAUAAAUGAACAUUUGUGGAUAUGUUGACCUUUUUUGAAGACAUGAUUGUUACCGAUGACAUGAUGCAGCAGUAAGAUCAACACCGGACGCUACCUUGCGGUUUUACCACAACUUAUUUCUUGAAUUCAGUAGUGUUUCUCACCUCAAGUUUCUACUUUUUCUUUUGAUCACGGCUGCAAAGUAACCUAAAAUUUAGCCAAAUAAAAUUCCAAGUGUCCCAGCAUUUGAUCAAGAAGGUGAGAAACGCUGUUCAAUUCAAGCAGUAACUCAAAGCAAAACACAGGUGGUGACUGUGUUAAUCUCGCUGCCGUAUCGUGUCUUUGGGAACAGUCACGUCUUCAAUGAAGGUAAAAGUACGGUAACCUUAAAUGUUCAUUUAUCCCUUUCAUUCGUCAUUUAUGUGCAUUUAGAAUUAAUUUAUAUGCGUUUAAAACUGUAAUUGUAAAACUAUAAAAACGUCAUGUGUCAACACUUUUGAUUUGUGGCGUAACUGACCACCUGCAGGCUCAGUCAUUGGUAUACUUUUACAUAUAUGUAAAGCAAUACUCGGUUUAUUGCCAUUCUACUUUUGUGCUUUGAUUGUAAGGAGAAGUGUUGAUCCUUACUCCUUCUGUUCACAACAUUAUUGGUCGCUAUCUGUCCCAUUUGCUCUUAGUGAAAUGGGCAAAAAGGCUUUUAUCUUUUCUGCACCUUUGGCGUGGAAUAUGCUGCAGAACAAUUGGAAACUAACCCAACUUCAUUGCGUGCUUUUAUAUCUAAGUACUUGAAGUUGACUAUGACGUGCAGUACUUGUUUUUCAUAAUCUGUAAAUUGUGCAUAUGUAUGGUCAGGUCUCCCUUGAAAAAGAGGUGAUUAACCUCAACAGGAGCUACCUGGUUAAAUAAAGGUAAAAAAAACAAACAGAGGCAAAAUUUUGGCACGUGUUUUCAGUGUUCACCGGGGCAUACACUAACCGAGCUCCCACUGUAUAGAUUCAUUACACAAAGAGUAAACUAUAUCAAGCCUUUAUUUAUUGCAGGUUUGAUGAAUAUGAUUUACAGAUUAAUCAAAACACAAAAUUUAGUGUCUCAUAAAUGUGAAUAUUGUGAUAAAGUUCCAUUUUGGAAAGUGAUGGUGUCACACCCUAUCAAAUAAUUCACUCAAAACACCUGCAAAGGUUUCAUGACCCUUUAAAUCGUUUCUCAGUCUGGGUCAGCAUGCUACACAAUCACGGGGAAGACUGCUGAUUUGACAGAUGUCCAGAAGUCAUUGGCACCCUCCACCAGGAGAGUAAGUUACAAAAGGUCAAGCAUAUUCAUCAAAAGUUAAGUGGAAGGUAAAAGUGCACCAGCAAAAAGGAUCCAUAAUUGCAGCCUUAAAAGGUAUUGUCAAGCAAAAUCAGGAGCUACAAAUGUUGCAUUCCUCGUGUUAAGCCUCUCCUGAACCAGAGAACAAGAGAAGCAUCUUACCUGUGCUGUGGAGAAAAGGAACUGGGCUGUUGCUGAGUGGUCCAAAGUCCUCAUUUCAGAUGAAAGUAAAUUUUGCAUGUCAUUUGGAAAUCAAUGUCCGGAGGAAGAGUGGAGAGGCACAGAAUCCACAUUGCUUGAAGAACAGUGUGAAGUUUCCACAGCCAGUGAUGAUGAGGCAUCGUGGCAUUUGCUGGUGUUGGUCCACUGUCCACAGUCACUGUCCACUUCGUGCUUCCUUCUGCUGGCAAGCGUCAUGGAGAUACUCAUUUAAUUUUCCAGCAGGACUUGGCACCUGCCCACACUGCCGAAUGUACCGAAAUGUGGUUGAAUGACCAUGGUGUAAAUGUGUUUGCUUGGCCAACAAACUGGCCUUACCGCAACCCCUUAGAGAAUAUAUGUGGUGCAGUAUUGUCAAGAGGACGAUAAGAGAAAGGGCUGCUAAAAAAGCAACCUGGGCUUUCGUUACACCUGAGCAAUGCCACAGGCUGAGCGCAUUGAUGCAGUAAUUCAUGCAAAAAUAACCCCUACCAAGUAUUGAAUGCAUAGAAAUGAAAAUAUCAUUCAGGAGAGUGACAUUUCUUUCUAAAAUAUCCUUUUGUAAUAUUGCAAGUUUCUGAUACACUGAAUUUUGUUUUUUCAUUAUCUGUAAACCAUAAUCCUCAAAAUUGCAAGAAAUAAAGGCUUGCUCUAUGUGUAAAGAAUGUAUGUAAUAUAUGGGUUUCACUUUCAGAAAUAAGUGACAAAUAUUGGAACUUUUUCAUGAUAUUGAAUUUUUUUUUUUCGCUGUACCUGCAGUAUAUGCAAUAUAUGCAUCUCCAUAAAUAAGAAUACAUUUGAAAUGUUCAUUUAUUUCAGUAGUUCAAUUAAAAAAAAAAAACUUUUAAUAAAUAGCAUUCUUUUAAAAAAACUUAAUUCUGUAGAUCAGUGGUUCUACAUUCAAGUGUUUUUAAGCGUUAAAUUGGAUAAUGCGUACGACAAAUUCAUACAUGUUGGCAGGCCUGCGCUAAUAUUGCAAGGCCUCCCUGCUCUCGAAUAUCGAGCAUCUCAUAACAUUUGAAAAAUUUUCCAAAAAAACUUCAGUAUUGUUAACUACCACUUCACGCUCUAAUCAGAAAAUGAACUGCAAAAACUUUGUGAGACGUUCAUGAGUAUCUUAGUCUGAAUUGAACUCCUAAAAUCCAAUUUCUUUAAUUAAAUUUAAAACACAUAUACAUAUAUAUGCACUUUUCAUUUUACAGUGCAGAGUAAUUUCUACAUUUAAUUCUGUUUACUCAUCAAAAUCAGUGUUAUUCCGUUAUUUUCUACACACAUUUUUCGUCGUAUUCUGCAUGCCACUUGUGCCACAACAAUAGGUGUACAUUCUGCCAUUAUAAGUUUAAAUGUAGGUUUUGAUUGAUAAUCAUGUUUGAUUGUGUGAGAUGGGCAAGACAUUUCUUAUGACACUACAACCACAACAACGAACACCAUGUUCAAUUAAUAGCUCUCUGACAGCGUCUACUAAAACUGAGCAUAUUUCUUUUUGGUCUCAUUAGACUGGUGCGCCUAACGUGGCCUGAUAUUGAGCAUCCAUAACAUUGAUAAUUGAACACUUUAUCGUACAAUGUAUGUGCUCCAAUAUGUUUUUCUGCAGGUAUUACCCUCAGGUGCAGAGAAAUUCGCCCUCUCUUGAAUAAAAAAAAAACAAACAAACCUACAAGAGUCAUGGUCUGUCCAGCAUAGAGGAGGCGAUUGGGAGCCAGCUGGUAAUGGGUGUGAUGGG